This is a messenger RNA of Myripristis murdjan (pinecone soldierfish), 1316 nucleotides long. RefSeq names its product agmatinase (putative) (gene agmat). The record is from RefSeq and is a predicted model, not a curated record. The transcript is spliced from 7 exons. Gene Ontology annotation, molecular function: metal ion binding; agmatinase activity. The coding region runs from base 68 to 1189 and encodes 373 amino acids. NCBI's taxonomy places the organism in Eukaryota, Metazoa, Chordata, Actinopteri, Holocentriformes, Holocentridae.
CAGAGGGAGUCCAUGUUGGAAACAAGUGUAUCAAUUCUGUGAUAAACUCCUAACAGAAACCACCGACAUGCUGUCAGUUUGGAGAAACCUGAAGAACAGCCGCAGAGUUAUUUGUGGAGCUGUGCGGCCCGGCUGCAGCAGCCCUGCCGGGGUCUCCGCUCUUUGGUCAAAACAAACUCCGUCUGCAGGGAGCGACUUUGACCUGCGCCGUCCGUGCAUAAACCCCAGCAGAAAGUGUUCAGGGAGGCCAUACAAUGUGCCACCCAGCGCCGAAUUUGUGGCAAGGGUGUCAGGAAUUCCCACCAUGGCUAAACUACCUUACCAAGAGACGGCAGAGGGACUGGAUGCUGCGUUUGUCGGAGUCCCAAUUGACACUGGAACCUCCAACCGACCAGGAGCAAGGUUUGGGCCCCGGCAGAUCAGAGUGGAGUCUGCCCUGCUGAGGGCUUACAACAGUGGCACGAGGGCAGCACCUUACGAGUCCCUCAUGGUGGCUGAUAUUGGGGACGUCAACGUUAAUGUGUAUGACCUGAAGGACACCUGCAAACGGAUCAGAGAGGCCUACCGCAAGAUCCUGGCCACCGGCUGCAUCCCUCUGACCAUGGGUGGAGAUCACACAAUUGCAUACCCAAUCCUUCAAGCUGUUGCUGAGAGACAUGGCCCAGUGGGUCUGGUUCAUGUGGAUGCCCAUGCUGACACCAGUGAUGUGGUCCUGGGGGAGAAGAUUGGCCAUGGGACCCCUUUCAGACGAUGUGUGGAGGAGGGGCUGCUGGACUGUAAGAGAGUUGUCCAGAUCGGCCUGCGAGGCACGGGCUACUCUCCAGAUGCUUAUGAGUGGAGCCGGGCCCAGGGUUUCCGUGUGGUUCAAGCAGAAGAGUGCUGGUUCAAAUCCCUCGCACCUCUGAUGGCUGAGGUCAGGCACCAGAUGGGCAGCGGUCCGGUCUACCUCAGCUUCGACAUCGAUGCUCUAGACCCAGGCUUUGCCCCCGGGACAGGCACACCAGAGAUAGCAGGGCUCACACCCAUACAGGGGGUUGAGAUCAUCCGGGGCUGCCGUGGCCUAAACCUUGUUGGAUGCGAUUUAGUGGAGGUGUCUCCACCCUACGACACCACAGGAAAUACAGCGCUGACUGGUGCCAACCUGCUAUUUGAAAUGAUGUGUGUCCUCCCAAAAACCAAAUACUACUAAUCCAUAGAGACCAUAUAUGGACACGUGUUCUUUCUUUCUUUCUUUCUUUCUUUCUUUCUUGAUCAGGUGUAUGAGUGGACAAAUUGUAUGCACAAAAUUACAGUUCCAUAUGUUAAUUAAUAAACAU